AUGCUUUCAUUCGUUUUCAAUAUUGGAUUGGCAUUAUUCUUAGGAGUAUGCAUCGGGCUGGAAAGGCAAUUCCGCCAUCGGGCAAUUGGUCUUCGUACGAAUACUCUUGUAGCUUUAGGCGCUGCCAUAUUUAUGAUAAUAGCCUCUAGAAUAGGCGGAGACGCCGAAGGGCGUAUUGCCUCCUAUAUAAUUAGUGGAAUGGGCUUUUUAGGAGCAGGAGUUAUUUUAAAAGACGGAGGUUCUAUAAGAGGGCUCAAUACGGCUGCUACUCUCUGGUGUACGGCAGCUAUCGGCGCUUUUUGCGGACUUGGAUAUAUAUAUGAGCCUCUGCUAGGAACUGCGGCCAUUAUUGGAGUUCAUGCUCUAUUACGCCCUAUCUCAAAUAAGAUAAUGAAAACCAAGGCUUUUAAUGACAGUGAAUCGCUGGAAUAUCACUAUAAAUUUUUUGCCUGUUGCAAAGAAAAUGUAGAAAACCAUAUUAGGGUCUUAUUUGUUCAAUACAUAGGUAAUAACAAUGAUUUGAUGCUUAGUUCCCUAAACAGUUACGAUUCCGAAACUCCAUCUGCCUCUAUCAUAGAAGCUGAGAUUAUUAGUUUUACCAAACAAGAUAAUGCUAUUGAGAAAAUAGCUUCUUUCUUGACUCUGGAAAGCGGUAUUUAUUCUAUAAAAUGGAAAAUCAAUAAUGUAGACGCAAAUUCAUAA
Molecule: messenger RNA, 702 nt
Organism: Teleopsis dalmanni
Lineage: Eukaryota; Metazoa; Arthropoda; Insecta; Diptera; Diopsidae
Product: protein MgtC-like
Exons: 1
Coding region: 1-702 (233 amino acids)
Cellular component (GO): membrane
Source: RefSeq, a predicted model, not a curated record